This is a messenger RNA of Oryzias melastigma (Indian medaka), 6898 nucleotides long. It is a transcript of the gene disp2, whose product is annotated as dispatched homolog 2 (Drosophila). The transcript is spliced from 10 exons. Lineage: Eukaryota; Metazoa; Chordata; Actinopteri; Beloniformes; Adrianichthyidae. The coding region runs from base 305 to 4711 and encodes 1468 amino acids. The record is from RefSeq and is a predicted model, not a curated record.
AUUUCAAGCCCUACAGUUCACAUAAUUGCUUACAUUUUCAAGAAAAUCAAAGGGUCACUCUUGGAGCGCGUGCCAAAGGGCUCGCGGACGCAGAACCUGCGCAGCAUCCCCCCCUGCUGCGUCAUCCCACCUCAGCCAAUCAGCGCGCAGCUGGACGCAGCUCCAGCCCCGCCCAGCAGCGCUCCUGCUGCUCCGUGUAGUAGCAGCAGCCUCCAGAAACGAGCCUCUGGAUCUCCUCCAUCAGUAAAUCAGCUCUGCCUUCGUCCCGAUCGAUUUUUAGGGAAUAUUUGUAAUCUUAAUCCGGAUGGAGAUGGAUGACAGCUCGAAGAUUGGAGAGAGCACGGACGCGAUAGUGACGGAUGAGUCUCCUGUGGAUGACAGGGACGUUCAGGCUGGCCAGAGCGACAUCCCGGUGCUCUCUGUGUGCCCCCCCGACGGGUCUCCUGAGACCCAGCUGACAAUCAGCCAGUCUGACAGGGAGCUGUGUGACAGCUGCAGCAGCCUGGGCAGACCCUCCUCCUCCUUCCAGCUCUACCACCAAGUCCCUCACUGUCUCCACGAUUCACCAAAGCAGAAACAAUGUCGGCGCUGCGGCCCUGCUGGCUCAGCCAAACCGCACGCCUGCCACGCCUGUCGUUCAAAUGCGGCGGGAUGUCACGGCGAGGGAAACGUUCUGGUCAAAGUGGGACACAGCUGCGGUUCUGCCCAUCAGACAUCCAGUCACGGGGCGGUCAGAUGUCACUGGCUCCACGGGUCAAACGAGAGCCGGGCGCAGAAACCGCGGCAGCAUCAUGUGGUGACCGUUCGAAAUGGACGACUUUGCAGCCUCCUUAAAAAUUACUCCCGGCUGAUCGUGGACUAUCCGCUGCUGCUCCUGCUGGGCUGUGCUGCUCUGCUGCUGGGAUGUUCACUGGCUGGACUUCUUAUUGGGCCUUUGCCAGACUUCUCUGACCCCCUGAUGGGUUUUGAGCCGCGGGGGACGUACAUUGGAGUUCGGCUGUCCAGCUUGUCCAAACUGCAGGAGAACACGGGACCGGGGAAAGCUGUGACUGCUGUACCGCAGCAGCUCAGUGGAAGGCUGGAGGACGUCUUUAGUCAAAGCGGUAAUGGAAGUAGAGAUGUUUCCAGAGGUCGUUUUAAGAGGAUGUUGGCUACAGACUCCUCAUCAGAUGCCUUCCUCUGUGAUGCUCCAGGCGAAAGUUUGGCCCGACUUGUGUUUCGAUCGGAAAACUCUGCCAGCCUCUGGAGCCUGAAGGCGAUUCACGCCAUGUGUGAGAUGGAGGAAGCGAGGAUUCGCUCCCAAGCCAAGUUCCAGGACUUGUGCCAGCAGCACAUGAGAGCUGAGGGAACGACCAGGAGAGGCUGCUGUCCAAGCUGGUCUCUGGGGAAUUACUUGGCGGUACUCUCCAACACCUCCUGCUGCCUCAGCCUCAAUGCCCAUCAAGUUUCCGAUGCUCUGAAACUUCUCCGAAAAUGUGCUCCGUACUACCACGAGGGGCAUCUGCUGGAGUCCUGCAUGGAAAGACCGCGACGUGGCAGCUGCUCCUCUGUGCCCUCGCGCUGCAAGCAAUCCCGCGUAGUUUUCCAAAUCCUGCACUUCCUGGUGGACAAAGACUUCCUGGGCCCGGACACUGUCGACUACCAGAUCCCCACGCUGAAGUACAGCCUGAUGUUCCUGCCGAUGGACAAAGGCGAGCCCAUGAUGGAUGUUUACAUGAACAGUCUGGAAAGUAGGGAUCUGACCUACAAUAAUACGACCAUCACUGGGAUUGACUUUGGGAUUAAGAAGAGCCUUUUCAAGCACUACCUAGCCAGAGAUUCUGUGUACCUCGUUUUAGCCGUUUUCUCUCUGUUAUUCACCAUGGUUUUAUAUCUGAACUCCGUCUUCAUCGUAGCGUUAUCGAUUCUCGUGAUCGCCGGCGCCCUCUUGACGUCCUAUUUUUUCUACAAGGUGGUGUUUCGCCUGACUUUCUUCCCCAUGAUCAACCUGUCAGCCGCUCUCAUUCUCUUAGGCAGCUGCUCUAAUCAGGUUUUCAUCUUCAGCGACUUCUGGAAUCUGUAUCUGAUGCAGAAUCCCUCCGCUUCGUCAGGGAAGAGAGUAACCAGAGCUCUUCAGGAAGCUGGCUAUUCGAUUUUAGUGUCCGGGCUAACCGCCAGCGCAGCGUUUUGGUCCGGUUACCUCAGCAGUAUCACGGCGAUCCGGUGUUUCUCCGUCUAUCUGGGUACGUCUUCAUUGAUCAGCUCCCUCUUGGCUCUUCUAUGGCUGCCAAGUGCGUUUACGUUGCGCGAUCGCUACAGGAAGGUCCCCCCCACGUCUUUGGCCGCUCCGGGUUGGAAACCCUGCUGCUCCAAAACCGCAGGGGGCUUCUGGGAAACAAGCUCUCGCAAAAAAUGCCUCUUCGUCGUCUCGCAGAAGCUGAGAGAAAUCAAGCGAGGCCUUGCAGACACCUCCAGUUUGUUGUUCCUGAAGAUCUUACCUUGUGGAGUGGUUAAGUUUCGGUACAUCUGGGUGUGCUGGUUCGCCGUUCUGGCAGCGGGGGGAACAUACAUGUCCUGCGUCGAGCCGGGAAUGAAGCUGCCAACCCUGGAAAGCCAGGUGGCUCAGCUUUUCCGCUCCAGUCACCCGUUCGAACGCUACGAUGCAGAGUACAGUCACAUGUUCAUGUUUGAGAGGCAGAAACGUGGCGAGGAUAAGCCUGUCACACUAAUGCUUGUCUGGGGCGUCAAACCAACCGAUAACGGUGACCACUUGGACCCACGGAGCAGCGGCUCACUGGUCCUUGACCCCGAGUUCAACAUGAGCCGCCCUGAAGCUCAGAUUUGGUUGAGGGAUCUGUGUGGACGAGUCCAGAACCAAAGUUUUUACUCCCCUCCAUCACUGGAGGACGAAGAUGGCGUCGAAAACAUCUGUCUCGUUGAUCAGCUGGUGAAUUGGGUCUCUUCGAGGCGGUGCUCGGACGACACUUUCUGCUGCAGUGAAGUACACUUCCCCUACCCCCCCGGUGUUUUCGAGAGCUGCCUCAGCCUGAUGCUGGUGGAGAGGUUCGCUGGGGGUCGUCUGGCACCACUUGACGGUCUGUACUUCCAUCCAGACGGCAGGGUGGCGGCGCUUGUGCUAGCCUUUAAAACCACAUACCUCUACAGCUUCAACUUCAGCAGGACCGGUGUCUUUUACCGGGAAAUCCUGACGUGGUUCAAUGGAGAAAUGUUGGGAGCGCCACAAGGACUGGAGAAGGGCUGGUUCGUCGGCCCGCUGUCUCUUUAUGACCUACAGCAGUCUCUAAGCACAGAGACGCUGGUGGUGGCUGGCUCCUCUGUGGCUCUCACCUUCGUUUUCCUCCUCUUGACCACCUGGAACAUUGCGCUGAGCAUAUAUGCGACUGCCGCCGUCGGAGGGACAGUGUUCGUCACGGUUGGCCUUCUUGUUCUUCUGGAAUGGCAGCUGAGUGGCGUUGAAGCUCUUUUCAUAUCCGCAGCUGCAGGCUUGUCUGUUGACUUUAUUGUUAACUAUUGCAUUUCCUACAGUCUGGCUCCUCAUUUGGACAAAAUCGGAAAAGUUGCGCACUCCACUAAAAAGAUGGGUUGUCCUGUGGCUAUCGUUUCCGGCGCGUUCUUCUUCACAGGCGUCGUCAUGCUGCCCGCCACGGCCUUACACUUCAGGAAGCUGGGCAUUUUCCUGUUUUUGGUAAAAUGCGUCGCCUGUGGAUUUGCCACUUUUUUCUUCCAGUCGCUGUGCUGCUUCUUUGGGCCCAAGAGGAGCUGUGGACUGAUCCCCCUGCAAUGUCUUUCAGAGAAAGCAGACGGGGCCCCAACCUCCGGCCCCGAGCCUAGUUCCUCAUCAUCCUCAGCUGCAAACGGGGCCUUUAGCAAGUCUCGAAUGAGGCGGAGUUAUGACAGAGAGCCAGGCGGGUACCUCUACCCCCAUCACCAGCGGCAGCAGAAACAGAUGGGAGUUGGGGGCGGCGUGAACAGACGGGUGGAGCAGUAUGAGCUGCAGCCGCUGGCUUACCAACUAAGCGACAGCUUUGAGAACAGCACCUGCACCAGUAAACUGUCCAACCGGCCGUCUGUGCUUUCAGACGAGAUCGAGUACUGCGAGGGAGAGUUGGGCAACAACAGCAUGGACAAGGAAAGUGAGGAUACGUGCAGCAAUGCGAUCUGCCAAGCACCUCCUGCUCUACAGACCUCCUCCCCCUACAGGGAGCAUGCACUGCAUCCAUCCAGCCUGAACACUGCAGCAGACAAGCGGCUGUGUAAAACAUGCACGGCAGCAGUCAAAGAGUGGAGCGACACGCCUCGCUCUUCAUCAUCGAGCUUGAUCAGCCAAACACUGGAGACUUCUGACCAGCCCUCACUUUGUGAAGGCGAAAACGCCGCAGAAGGCGAAGGUCGGCGCAAAGGGCCCCUCCUCUCCUGCUCUCAGAGCUCCUGCGAGGGUUUGGAGGAUUCCUGUGACACGUGCCUCAGCGACGUGGAAGCGGGCCCCUCGCACCCGCAGGGAAACGACGGCGCUGCCGAGGUCCAGCUGCAGCCAGGACACCUCAACGGCAGGCGAGACACGCUCCGCCUCUCGCUGAGGGAAACCGUUUAUGAGGCCGGUGGCAAAGACCGCUCGAGCCGCAGCGAGGAGGUGGUCAUUAUACCUAACAGUAAACCGGACUUACCUGACGUCUGGAUAAAGAGGGACGGACAACAGGAGGCCACCUGCUAGGGAGGAGGCAAAAAAAACACUGUGUAUUCAUCACUCAUUUAUGAUUAACCACAGUAAUAACGCUAAGAGAAACUUUUAACCCUUUUCUACCAGAUCAACCAUCAAAAAGUUGCACUUGGUCAAAGAGUGUGUGGUAUUUUGGUGUCACCGGUGAUAUCUUCAAUGGUAAGGGGGUUAACACUGGAGCUUCCAAUGCAGUCUCACUCUCAACUCGUCAUAUAUGGACGUAUGGUUUUAGGCCCUCUUCGCCCCUCUUUGGGUGUCACCAACUUGUCGUUUUUUGAUGUGCUGGCUAAUCCCAUAAAAUCAGGAGUCCCCAACCUCCGGGUCGCAAACGGAUACCAGUCCAAGGGCUGAUUAGUACCAAUGCUAAUCAAGGGUCCCCAACCCUCAGGACACAGACCAGUAACCUAACCUGGCACCUUCCUCGUCAAGUACCGCAUCUGGUAACUCGUUCCCAGGGUUGGGGACCCGUGAUUUUAUGGGAACAGCCAGCAUGUCAAAAAACGAACAGAGUUGGGGACACCCAAAACGCCAAAAAGUGGCGCUGAGGGGACCUGAACCAUACGUCCAUAUAUGAUAAGUUAGGAGUGAGAAUGUUUAGGAGCGUCAGCUCUUUCAACUACUAUAACUCUCCGACUAUUGACGCAGUUAACGUAGUUGCAUCGGAUUGCAUGGGAAAAAUCAGUUUUGCGCUGAUGUUUCAAGUUUUGAGCUAAUUUUCUCCACAUCGGGAUUCGUUGGAACUACGUUACUAAAGAGUUGUGCUAGGUCUUAUUUAGGUGUAGCAUUAGGUCCAGUCUUGACUUUUUUUGACUACUGUAACUCUUCAACCUUUUUAUGCAACUAAUGCAAAACCAGCGGAAUGGAAAAGUAUCCUCGCACUAUCUUACACAUCUUACACUAUCUUGCACAUCUUACACAUUCAAAGUAAAUCAGCUGAUUCUGAUACUAACAAAAAAAACAGCUUUGCAUACUUUUCUGCGUCAGAAUUUGUUUGAAUUACGUGAAUUGUGUAAUGGUUUUAUUUUGAUGUCUCUGGUGGUAAAGGGUUAAUAACAAUACUUUAAGGAAGUAAAAGCCAACUGCAAGUGUGACAUACGACGGCAGCAUAUCAGGUUUGAGGGAGUUUUGAAAUAAGCCUGGUCUGUAGUGUUUCUGAUUUCUGUUCAGUAGCAGGUCCUUCAAGAAGACCGGGACUGAGAAACGCUGGGCCGGAACACACCAAAGUGGCAUGCACCACUUGAAACCACGGUCCAUUUUUAUUUAGCACUAACUGCAUCUGCUGGACUGACUGUGUGCCUGAGACUUCCUACUUUUCUGACCCUGGACACUGAUGCUGUUUUAAAGGAAACAGAGCCUUUUAGUUUCUCUUGAACUCUAUUCAAGUUUACAGGAAGUUAAAUUCCCAAAGCUCAAUGAAAUGUUUCAGCUUUAAUGUCGAUUUUCUAAUAACAGUGAUAAAUGUUGGAGUAGCCUUUUCUAAACUUAAUUUAAAAAAAAAAAAGAGACAAGUGAGAGAAAUGUAGCAUUAAAGCUGGUUAAAGUGAACCAUUUGCAUGAUUUGACCUAACACUUUCUUAUGAAUUUGCAUCAGCAAUAAUGCAUUUUUUCCUCUUGAAUGCGCAAAAAACAAAAUGUUUCUGCUGUUGCCACCAUUGUGAGGUCCCACUGCAGACCUCCCAGGUUUUCUGCGUUCGAGCUUCUCAGUGUUCAUGAAAGUCGCCACCGUUUCUCCUCCAGCUGCAAGACAACAAAGUCUGACUGCGCCUAACGUGCCUGGUCUCCAUCAGUCCCAUCUUUGGUCAGCUUGUAGCCGAGUCAGAAUUCACUCACUACUGGUGCACUAUAUAGGGAAUUCCCCAUUUUUUAUGGGGUCUGUACCUACAAUUUCCAAAUGCAGAUUUAGAAGUCUCCGCAAACAACUAGUGUAAUAUUGACCACAAUGCAUUGCGUUUGAACAAUGUAUCUUUGAAAUUAAUGUAUUUACUUAUUUUUUUACGAAUUGUCCAGUUUUUCAUCAUCAGAACACAGUGGAUUCAUCAAUAGUUGUAAAGUGUUCCUAUUUCUUAGGUUUUUAUUUUGGGAAAAGAGUGAUGUUAUAUCUAUCUUUUAAAAAAAAUAGUAAACAUGUCAAAAUUGUGUUACAGACCCACUCUGAUAAAAUUGGUCUUUUUAACAUGCUGU